Molecule: messenger RNA, 7138 nt
Organism: Humulus lupulus (European hop)
Lineage: Eukaryota; Viridiplantae; Streptophyta; Magnoliopsida; Rosales; Cannabaceae
Product: probable leucine-rich repeat receptor-like serine/threonine-protein kinase At3g14840
Exons: 47
Coding region: 1994-6988 (1664 amino acids)
Biological process (GO): protein phosphorylation
Molecular function (GO): protein binding; protein kinase activity; ATP binding
Source: RefSeq, a predicted model, not a curated record
UUCAUGUCUGAUGAAGACUGAUUUUAAAGCUUUGUUUUUUCUUCUCAAAGUCAGUCCAAGAAAUCUGCUUCACAUACACACAAGAAAAUAUGGAUUAUCAUUCAAUGUUUCUCCAUCAAAUUAUUUAAAUACAUAUAUACACAUCUAAAAAUAUCUGGUUUUGCUACCCAUGGAAGAAUAUUUUCAUGGGGUUUCAGACUUAACUAAUAUGAUAUAUGUAGCCCAAAAUAGCUAAUUUUCAAGAAGUUGGUGAGCAUCAAAAAUGGAUUCUGAAAGUCUUAGACGUAAGUUUACCAUACUACACUUACUGUUCAUGUUCUUCUUGGCUCCAUCCAAAUCCAAAGCCCAAGCUGGUACUACUCUUCCACAGUAUGAAGUGGAAUCCAUUAGAGAAAUGGCUGAACAAUUGAACAAGAAAGACUGGAACUUCAGUGACCCUGCUUGUAGUAGCAAAUCCACUACUGAUAUCCCACGUACAGGACCAAUCCCUGGCUAUUUAGGAAACAUAACCACUCUCACACAUUUGGUCUUGGAGAGCUACUUGUUUUCUGGAACUAUUCCCUCUGAGCUUGGGCAAUUGAACUUGGAAGUCUUGCGAGCAUACAAUUGUUUUUGCUUCCCAAUUUUUUGUUCUUCUUUGUAUUGUCUUUUCUUAUGGUUUUAUUUAUACUUGUUUGAGUAGAGCUACAUAAAGGAAAAUGAUAUUAAUUUAGCCUUUGAAAUGACGAGACUGCAGUAAUUUUAAUGCAAAACAAUCUCACUGGAGAGUUCCCUAUGGCUCUUAUUAGUCUCCCAAAGUUAACUGCGCUGUAAGUGACUAAGUGUGCUACAACUUUAUAAAUGUAAUAAUAAACAGUCAAUUAGAGUGGCUAAGUCUUGGUGUAACGUUUAUUUUCACGUGUUGUGUUGUUCUACAAGAAAUGAGCCAAGAUAUUUUGGUUGAAUAAUCAUCAAUACUAUGUCACUUUAAUCUUGACUCGUGUUCUUUCAUUGCAGUAGGAUCAGUGGUAAUAACUUCACAGGAAAUUAAAGAUGCCUGAGUUUGACAACUUUUUUCAAUCUCUGUGUUCUCUCUUUUAUUCUCGGUAAUUUAUUCAGUAAAUCAAGAUAACAAUGGAGAGCAAUAAGGUAUUUCAUAUACAAUAAAUACCUUACUGUAUAUCGACUUAGCCUUUUGGAUUAUUUAAUGCUCUUUUUGAAUCUGUGCAAUCAAGAGAUUUCUAUUGGCAUGUAUUGUUUAUAUCCGGUAAGCCAUGAAUUUUGGAUAAUAUGUAUAUAUAUGUGUGUGAAGAGAAUGUGUUGACUACUUUGAACAAUUCCAUUUUCUACUUCUGCUCAAAAUGUUUGCCGAAUUGCGAUGAUUCAAUUUUUGUCAGAUCGUAGCUAAGACCUCUGCUACUACUACUAUGGCUGUUCCUGUGGAAGAAGCCAUUGCGGCGCUAUCUACAUUCUCACUCGAUAAAAUUGGGGUGAACCUCGAUAAAAUUGUUGUCUUGCAUCCUCUCUUUAUUUUUCUUUCUUCUCUUCUGAUUGCUUAAACUUGUUGAUUGCUUCUGAUUUCUGAAUGGUUUGUGCAUGAGUUCUCGAAGACUUGUUCAACUCUGCAUAGAUAAAAGUCAGGUCAAAGGUUUUAAUCUAUCAGCUGAAUAUUCAUUGAACUCUGUGGUCAUUUUGGUCCACACACGUGAUUGUUGAAAGGUCAUUUGUGACCUUGGUUUUGCUAAUGAGUCUGUGAGUUGGUGUAGGGCAGAAAAGUCAUUUUUUCUUCCUACAGUAUGAUAUAAAUAUAUAUAUGAACAUUUAAGGCACUGCUUGUUUGUGUUGGGAAUGAUGAAUAUGGCUUCAUUGCAAUCAGAAUGUGUUACUGUGCUAUUACUAUUACUAUUUAUGCUCUUCAAAUGCAAUGCCCAAUCUCGUAUACCUCCCCUCGAUGAAGUGGAAGCUUUUAAAGAAAUAGCUAAGCAACUGAACAAAAGUGUUAAUAGGCACUUCGAUGAUCCUUGUAAUCUACCAGCUUCUAAUAAUGAAUAUGCAAAUGAAGUCAUCUGCGAUUGCGCCAGCUCUGCUAAUAAUGAAUGCCAUAUCUGAAGCUUGUAAACUACUCCUAGCUCACGGCUACAUAUAUAUAAUCACCAUGAUAGGAUUGGAGUUUUCUGUUGACAUGUGUUAUAUGUGCAGUGAUUUUUCAGGACAGAAUCUGGAUGGCAAGCUUCCAUCAUCACUAUGGAAGCUACCUUACCUUGAGGAAGUAAAUCUACAACGGAACUUCCUCAGUGGUUCGAUACCGCCAGAAUGGGCUUCAACAAAGUUGGAACGGCUGCUUAUUGACGUGAACAAUUUAUCAGGGCCAAUCCCUGCCGAAUUAGGAAACAUAACCACUCUCACAUAUUUGAGCAUGGAGAGCAACUUGUUUUCUGAAACUAUUCCCUCUGAACUUGGGAAAUUGGUAAACUUGGAAUAUUUGAAUUUAAAUGCAAACAAUCUCACUGGACAGUUCCCUCUGUCUCUCACCAAUCUCUCCAAGUUAUCCACGCUUAAAAUCAGCAGUAACUACUUCACAGGAAGGAUGCCUGAGUUUGGCUAUUGGAAACAACUUCUGACAUUAGAGAUGGAAGCAAGUGGUUUCAGUGGGCCAAUUCCUCCUAGUAUUUCUACCUUGGCAAACUUAAUAGAAUUAAUUAUAACUGACUUAAAUGGGGAGAACUUGUCAGAUUUUCCCGACUUGAGUAAAAUGACAAACCUUUCUAUGUUGACAAUGAGGAGCUGUAAUUUAAGAGGAAAUAUCCCUCAAUAUAUUCUCAAUUUGGGAGAGCUAACUGCCCUGGAUCUUAGCUUUAAUAAACUAGAAGGGCCACUUCCAAAUUUUCAAAAAUUACCUUUGAGUUUGAGUUAUAUAUAUUUAACAAGUAACUUACUCAGUGGGCCUAUUCCAGCGUGGAAGAACAUAUCCGGACAUGCUAUCAACAUAGAUAUAUCUUACAAUAACUUUUCGGAGAUAUCUGAACCAUCAACUUGUCAAGAUUUCAAUCACUUUCGAAGCACAUCUGGUCAUGAAAAUAGCUCAACGCUCAGCAAGUGCUUGGCUCCAUGUUCAAAAGAUUAUUAUUCAUUGCAUAUAAAUUGUGGUGGAAAAGAAACUACCAUAGGAGGCAUAAAGUAUGAACGGGAUGAGGAAGUUGUAGGUCCUGCAAAUUUAUUCCAUAACUCAGCCUACACUUGGGGAUUUAGCAACACCGGUCAUUUCAUUGUUUCAAAAAAUAUAAGGACAGAAUCUAUAGUAAAUAAUGUAUCUGAAUUAAGAAUGAACAACUCUGAGCUCUACACAACUGCACGCAUCUCGCCUCUUUCGCUAACUUAUUUUGCUCGUUGUUUAAGAAAUGAAAAUUACACUGUGAAACUACAUUUUGUAGAGAUAGUAUUUAGAAACGACAUAACUUUUGAGAGUGUUGGAAGACGAGUAUUUGAUGUUUAUGUUCAGGGAAAACGGGAGUUGUCAAAUUUCAACAUUAAAGAGGAAGCUAAAGGAGUUGAUAAGGAAUUUAUCAAAGUAAUUAACGCAGUUGUUGUGAGUCAUAACACAUUGGAGAUCCGCCUCCAAUGGACGGGGAAAGGGACAAGGAAUGCUCCAGAGCCAGGAAAAUAUGGGUCUUUAAUAUCAGCUAUCUCAAUAGAAUCUGGGGAAGGACAUUUGAGUAAGACCAAAAUCAUUAUCGGCCUUGUUGUAGCUGUUUCUGUUGGUACAGCAUUAUUAUUUGUUGUAGCCUUUGGUUUGGAUAGACGAAAAGCUAAGAGAAAAACUGUUUCUGCUGGUGCAGCAUUAUUAGCUGUUGUAGCCUUUGGUUUGCAUAGACGAAAAGCUAAGAGAAAAAGAACUGCAACAAAUAAUGAUUUGAUUUGGACAAGUACUAACUUGAAGAGAGGAGACGAUCAACCCAAACUUCAUUUUUUUGACUUGGAUAGCAUACUAAUGGCCACAAACAAGUUUAGUAUUACAAAUAAACUUGGUCAAGGAGGAUUUGGUCCUGUUUAUAAGGGACAACUACAUGGGAAGGAAGUUGCAGUGAAAAGACUGUCUAGCAGCUCAUCACAAGUGACACCAUUCAAAUGCAAUGCCAAAUCUCGUAUUCUUCCCCACGAUGAAGUGGAAGCUUUUAAAGAAAUAGCUAAGCAACUGAACAAGCAUGACGACGGGCACUUCGAUGAUCCUUGUAAUCUACCAACAUACUCUUCUAAUAAUGAAUAUUACACAAAUGAAGUCUUGUGCAAUUGCUCCAUCUCUGCUAAUAAUGAAUGCCAUAUCAAAAGCUUUUCUUUUACAGGACAGGAUCUUGAUGGCAAGCUUCCAUCAUCACUAUGGAAGCUACCUUACCUUAAGUCAGUAAAUCUAAAUCGGAACUUCCUCAGUGGUUCGAUACCGCCAGAAUGGGCUUCAACAAAGUUGGAAUCGCUGGCUAUUAGUGUGAACAAUUUAUCAGGGCCAAUCCCUGCCGAAUUAGGAAACAUAACAACUCUCAGAGUAUUGAACAUGGAGAGCAACUUGUUUUCUGAAACUAUUCCCUCUGAGCUUGGGAAAUUGGUAAACUUGGAAUAUCUGAGUUUAAAUGCAAACAAUCUCACUGGACAGUUCCCUCUGUCUCUCACCAAUCUCUCCAAGUUAUGGGCGCUUGGGAUCGGUAGUAACUACUUUACAGGAAGGAUGCCUGAGUUUGGCAAUUGGAAACAACUUCAGAUAUUAGAUAUGCAAGGAAGUGGUUUCAGUGGGCCAAUUCCUCCUAGUAUUUCUACCUUGGCAAACUUAACAAACUUAAGAAUAACCGACUUAAAUGGGGAGAACUCGUCAGAUUUUCCCGACUUGAGUAAAAUGACAAAACUUUCUAAGUUGACAAUGAGGAGCUGUAAUUUAAGAGGAAAUAUCCCUCAAUAUAUUCUUAAUUUGAGAAUGCUAAAUGGCUUGGAUCUUAGCUUUAAUAAACUACAAGGGCCACUUCCAAAUUUUCAAAUAUUACCUUUGAGUUAUAUAUAUUUAACAAGUAACUUACUCGGUGGGCCUAUUCCAGCGUGGAUGAACAUAUCCGGAGAUGCAUCCAUGAACAUAGAUAUAUCUUACAAUAACUUUUCGGAAAUAUCUGAACCAUCAACUUGUCAAGAUCAUUUCAAUGACUUUCACAGCACAUCUGGUCAUGAAAACAGCUCAACGCUCAGCAAGUGCUUGGCUCCAUGUUCAAAAGAUUAUUAUUCAUUGCAUAUAAAUUGUGGUGGAAAAGAAACUACCAUUGGAGGCAUAAAGUAUGAAGGGGAUGAGGAAUUUGGAGGUCCUGCAAAUUUAUUCCAUAACUCAGCCAACACUUGGGGAUUUAGCAACACCGGUCAUUUCAGAAAUACUAAUCAAGAAGUGCGAGAAUAUAUAGUAAAUAAUAUAUCUAGAUUAAGAAUGAACAACUCUGAGCUCUACACAACUGCACGCAUCUCGCCUCUUUCGCUAACUUAUUUUGCUCGUUGCUUAAGAAAUGGAAAUUACACUGUGAAACUACAUUUUGCAGAGAUAGUAUUUAGAAAUGACAGAUCUUAUGAGAGUGUUGGAAGACGAGUAUUUGAUGUUUACGUUCAGGGAAAACGGGAGUUGUCAGAUUUCAACAUUAAAGAGGAAGCUAAAGGAGUUGAUAAGGAGUUUAUCAAAGUAAUUAAGGCAGUUGUUGUGAGUCAUAACACAUUGGAGAUCCGCCUCCAAUGGACGGGGAAAGGGUCAAGGAUUGUUCCAAAGACAGGAAAUUAUGGGUCUUUAAUAUCAGCUAUCUCAAUAGAAUCUGUGGAAGGACAUUUGAGUAAGACCAAAAUCAUUAUCGGCCUUCUUGUAGCUGUUUCUGCUGGUGCAACAUUAUUAGUUGUUGUAGCCUUCUGUUUGCAUAGACGAAAAGCUAAGAGAAAAAGAACUGCAACAAAUAAUGAUUUGAUUUGGACAAGUACUAACUUGAAGAGAGGAGACGAUCAACCUGAGCUUCAUUUUUUUGACUUGGAUAGCAUACUAAUGGCCACAAACAAGUUUAGUAUUACAAACAAACUUGGUCAAGGAGGAUUUGGUCCUGUUUAUAAGGGACAACUACAUGGGAAAGAAGUUGCAGUGAAAAGACUGUCUAGCAGCUCGUCACAAGGCUACGAAGAAUUUAGGAAUGAAAUAAUAUUGAUCUCCAAACUGCAACAUAGAAAUCUUGUUAAGCUCAUUGGUUGCUGCAUUGAAAAUGAAGAGAAGUUAUUAAUAUACGAGUUCAUGCUCAACAAGAGCUUAGAUACUUUUAUUUUCGAUGAUAGAAGAAGGGUAGAGCUUGAUUGGGUCAUACGAUUCAACAUUAUUGAUGGCAUUGCAAGAGGUCUUGUGUAUCUCCAUCGCGAUUCCAGUUUAAGGGUGAUCCAUCGAGAUUUGAAGGCCAGUAAUAUUCUAUUGGAUGAGAAGAUGACUCCAAAAAUUUCUGAUUUUGGAUUAGCAAGGAUUUUUGAAGGCACGUUAGAUCUAGCAAAUACUCAUAGGGUGGUAGGAACAAUCGGCUAUAUGUCUCCAGAGUACGCAUUCAGAGGAAUCUUUUCGGAAAAAUCUGAUGUGUUCAGCUAUGGCGUGUUACUACUAGAGAUAAUAAGCGGGAAAAAGAAUACUAGCUUCAAGGAUGAGGAUCAAUACCAAGGCCUUAUUGCAUAUUCAUGGAAGCUAUGGAGUGAAGGCAGAGGGAUAGAGUUGGUGGAUGAAGCAUUAGGCGAGUCAUAUAAUGAAUCAGAGGCAUUGAAAUGCAUACACAUUGGGCUUCUGUGCGUUCAAGACUUUGCCACAGAUAGACCAUCCAUGGCUCAAGUAGCUUCCAUGUUAAGUAACCAAAUAUUUGAUCAACCUCAACCCAAACAACCUAUUUUUACUUUUCAAGCCAGCAGUAGUAGUUAUGAUCCUUCUACACAAAGUGGUAGCAGAUGCUCUGCCACUAUAUCAGUGGUUGAACCUCGAUAAAAAUAAAAUUUAAUGCAUAUAUGAUUUAUACAAUUCAAUAUUUUGGUUGAAAUUUUGAUAAAACUCAUGCAAUUUGAUGCAUUUAAAUGGUUCCAUAUCAAAUUUGACAAUUGUUUUAGUGAAAUAUAGCUUUGCAACGGAUUUUUAUCA